Molecule: messenger RNA, 2277 nt
Organism: Mesoplodon densirostris (Blainville's beaked whale)
Lineage: Eukaryota; Metazoa; Chordata; Mammalia; Artiodactyla; Ziphiidae
Product: apoptosis inhibitor 5-like
Exons: 1
Coding region: 70-1644 (524 amino acids)
Biological process (GO): negative regulation of apoptotic process
Cellular component (GO): nucleus
Molecular function (GO): RNA binding
Source: RefSeq, a predicted model, not a curated record
CUUCAGAGGCGGCGGUGGCGCUAGCGACGACGACGACAGCAGGAGCAGGCCCUGGGCUUGUCGUUCACCAUGCCGACCGUAGAGGAGCUUUACCGCAACUAUGGCAUCUUAGCCGAUGCCACGGAGCAAGUGGGCCAACAUAAAGAUGCUUAUCAAGUGAUAUUGGAUGGUGUCAAAGGUGGUACCAAGGAAAAAAGAUUAGCAGCUCAGUUUAUUCCAAAAUUCUUUAAGCAUUUUCCAGAAUUGGCUGAUUCUGCUAUCAAUGCACAGUUAGACCUCUGUGAGGAUGAAGACGUAUCAAUUCGACGGCAAGCAAUUAAAGAGCUGCCUCAAUUUGCCACUGGAGAAAAUCUUCCCCGAGUGGCAGAUAUACUAACCCAACUUUUGCAGACAGAUGACUCUGCAGAAUUUAACUUAGUGAACAAUGCCCUAUUAAGUAUAUUUAAGAUGGAUGCAAAAGGGACUUUAGGUGGCUUGUUCAGCCAAAUUCUUCAAGGAGAGGACAUUGUUAGAGAACGAGCAAUUAAAUUCCUUUCUACAAAACUUAAGACUUUACCAGAUGAAGUCUUAACAAAGGAAGUAGAGGAACUUAUACUAACUGAAUCCAAGAAGGUCCUAGAAGACGUGACUGGUGAGGAAUUUGUCCUGUUUAUGAAGAUAGUAUCUGGGUUAAAAAGCUUACAGACAGUGAGUGGAAGGCAGCAACUGGUGGAGUUGGUGGCUGAACAGGCUGACCUGGAACAAACCUUCAAUCCCUCGGAUCCUGACUGUGUGGACAGGCUUUUACAGUGCACUCGGCAGGCGGUACCCCUCUUCUCUAAAAAUGUUCAUUCCACAAGGUUUGUGACUUAUUUCUGUGAGCAAGUUCUCCCUAACCUCAGUUCCUUGACUACCCCAGUGGAGGGUCUUGAUAUACAGUUGGAGGUAUUGAAACUGUUGGCUGAAAUGAGUUCAUUUUGUGGUGACAUGGAAAAGCUAGAAACAAAUUUAAGGAAACUGUUUGAUAAGUUAUUGGAGUAUAUGCCUCUCCCUCCAGAAGAAGCAGAAAACGGGGAGAACGCUGGUAAUGAAGAACCCAAGCUGCAGUUCAGUUAUGUGGAAUGUUUGUUGUAUAGCUUUCACCAGUUGGGCCGAAAACUUCCAGAUUUCUUAACAGCCAAGCUGAAUGCAGAAAAGCUCAAAGAUUUCAAAAUAAGGCUGCAGUACUUUGCACGGGGCCUGCAGGUGUAUAUCAGACAACUUCGCUUGGCUCUCCAGGGUAAAACAGGCGAGGCCUUAAAAACAGAAGAGAACAAGAUUAAAGUUGUUGCAUUGAAAAUAACAAAUAAUAUCAAUGUUUUAAUCAAGGAUCUCUUCCACAUUCCUCCUUCUUAUAAGAGCACAGUAACAUUGUCCUGGAAACCUGUACAGAAGGUUGAAAUUGGGCAAAAGAGAGCCAAUGAAGAUACAACUUCAGGCUCACCACCCAAGAAAUCUUCAGCAGGACCAAAAAGGGAUGCCAGGCAGAUUUAUAAUCCUCCUAGUGGGAAAUAUAGCAGCAAUUUGGGCAACUUUAAUUAUGAGCAGAGAGGAGCCUUCAGGGGAAGUAGAGGUGGCCGAGGUUGGGGAGCACAAGGAAAUCGUAGUCGGGGAAGACUCUACUGAAUGAGAAGUCACAGUCUUCAGCAUUGUCUUGAGCUUAAUAUACUUAAAUUCUACUACUCUACUCAUUGGAUUGCCGGGGAUGUCUCUUUAAAAAGACUGCUGCCUUCAGCUAAAAACUUAAUGUUCUUUAUACCUUUGUAUGUAUGAUCUACUUUUGUAACAGACCAUGGUUGUGUCCAAGGUAAAACCGCAGCGAUAUUUUUGGAUGCUUUGUCUGCAAUUUUGACUUGUUUUUGCAAUAUCACCAUUAUUCAGACUUCAUAUUGUGAAUCUUUUAAACAUCUUGAUAAUUUGUUAUUGAGAGCUAUUCAAAUCUAAAAUGUAAUAAUUCAGUCUAGUUCUGAUAACUGGUAAAGAUCAUCAGUUCUGAAAGGUUACUGACUUUCCUGUCCUCUCUGUCUUCCCCCCAGCCAACAUAUGGAGAAGAGUAAUGGUCAGUCUUAACAUUUUAUUUUCAUUGUUAUUUAAUAAAGCCACUAAGCAAUGGUGCAGCAUUCCUGGCUUCUGUCAGUAAAGCAAAAUACUUACCAGCUUUCUUAAAAUGUAGAAAUGACAUUACAUUUUUAGGAGGAAGUAAGUUGCUUUGCACUGCUUACUUAACUCUUCUCCAUAUGUUGUGAUAUAAAUCUUUGA